This is a messenger RNA of Aureobasidium vineae, 1737 nucleotides long. The record is from the annotation of a GenBank genome assembly. Lineage: Eukaryota; Fungi; Ascomycota; Dothideomycetes; Dothideales; Saccotheciaceae.
AUGAGGUCUUCCUCGUCACACGACGCGAUCCAUUCGUCCAGCGUCGAAGCUUCGGGCAGCGGUGACGCUGUCAAAGUCCGCCAUCCAUCCAAAUCCGGUGUCGAGACCUACAACGAGACCAUCAGCUUACCUGGAUAUGGAGGAGAGUCUGGAGGAUCCGUGGACUCAAUAUCUCUGGCCAAAGACGGGACUCAUCGGCGUCUGAAGUCUCGUCACAUCCAACUCAUUGGUAUCGGAGGUACCAUUGGCACUGCGCUCUUCGUCUCUAUCGGAAAUGGUCUUCUCAAUGGUGGCCCUGCUAGUCUUUUCCUGGCAUUCAGUAUAUGGUGCUCAUUCAUUCUUGCUGUCACUAUAAGUACUGCCGAAAUGGUCACUUAUCUNCCUAUCUCGUCACCCUUCAUCAGAUUCGCCAGUCGAUACAUGGACGAAGCUAUGGGCUUUGCAGCGGGCUGGAACUUCUUUGUGUUCGAGGCAAUCCUGGUGUUCUAUCUCAAGAUACAUAGUAGACUGCUAACAUCGUGGCAGNNUUUGAUCAAUCUCCUCACUGUCGAAUGGUAUGGCGAGACUGAGUUCUGGGCAGCUCUCGGAAAGGUCUUGCUGAUCGUCGGUAAGCUUAUGCAAUCUUGCGUGUUUCUCGACCUGGUUUUGAUACUUUCUNNAGGACUCAUCAUUUUCACUUUCAUCGUCAUGUUGGGCGGUAACCCGCUCGGCGAAAGAUUUGGCUUUAGAUAUUGGAACAAUCCUGGAUCUUUUGCUCAACUAUACUAUGGGGGACAGCUCGGUUACUUCCUCGGCUUCCUUCAAUGCUUCAUCCAGGCUUCGUUCACCAUUGCUGGUCCAGACUAUGUCAGUAUGGCGGCUGGUGAGGCCGAGAACCCACGUGUUGUCAUGCCAAAAGCAUUCAAGGCCGUCUUCUACCGUCUGACCGCUUUCUUCAUGCUCGGCUCUCUCUGCGUCGGCAUCCUGGUUCCAUACAACGACAAGGAACUUAUAGCCGCCACUACCGCCGGCCUUCCUGGCGCAGCAGCCUCGCCCUAUGUCGUGGCCAUGAAUCGUCUACGCAUCAGAGUACUUCCUGAUAUCGUCAAUGCUAUGGUCUUGGCAAGCGCUUUCUCGGCUGGCAACAGCUACGUCUAUUGCGCAUCUCGAUCUCUUUACGGUCUCGCCCUUGAAGGCAAGGCACCCAAGAUACUCACCCGCACCACCCGCCGAGGUGUGCCCAUCUACUGCACCCUCGUCGUCCUGUGUAUCGCUCUCCUCGCCUUCCUGCAAGUCAGUGCUAACGCCGCCACCGUGCUCAAAUGGUUCAUCAACCUGGUGACUGCAUCUCAGCUCAUCAACUACGCGGUCAUGUGCAUGACCUUCAUCUUCUGGAAACGCGCUUGCGAUGUGCAAGGAUUUGAUCGCAACAGCCUACCCUUCAAAGGAUGGGGCCAGCCUUACCUUGCCUGGUAUGGUUUCGUCGGCUGCAUCGUCAUGGCCUUUGUAGGAGGAUACUCUGUGUUCCUGCCCGGCAAGUGGGAUGUUCCAACUUUUAUCUUCAGCUACUUCAUGAUUGGACUGUUCCCCAUCUUGUUUAUCGGGUGGAAGUUGAUCAAGAGGACGAAGUGGACCCGUGCGGUUGAUGUCGACCUCAGAGGUGAGGUGGAUGAGAUUGAGGAGUACCAGGCUACUUUUGUGCCUGAUGCAUCAAAUGACACUCACUUCGAGAAGGUCUUGGACAAAAUUUUCGGUUAA